AUGCCGUUUGACGCGUUAAUUCACGAGAAGGUGAAGAAGUUAGUCGUUCCUGCUUUGAAGGAAAAGUAUGGAAUGGAAGUCAGCACGGGCCCUAAAACUGGCGAAGGGAAUGAAGGAUAUGUUUUGAUACAACAUAAAGCGGCCCACUUCAGCACUGAUCACUAUGCGAAAUUUAUCAAUACCACACUCUGCGGACAUCAAGUCCUAAAAGGAAGAGCUCAAACAAAGGUGAAAAUUGACGGUUGGUGGGUUCCUGGACCGGAUAAUCCUGGCCAGUACGGAAGAAAAUACGGGGACGAAGUGCUAAAGCACGUGCCUCACGUGGACUCUUUAAAAACUACUUAUGGAACGUCCCGGUCAAAAUUUCCCAAAUGCUCUGGUCAACCUUCUCAUGCUUGUUUGGACCAAUUUCCGACGGAUGGCAACAUUCAAUUCCGAGGAGACAAGGCAAAAUUUUUCACUGUUUUCUAA
Molecule: messenger RNA, 471 nt
Organism: Oikopleura dioica
Lineage: Eukaryota; Metazoa; Chordata; Appendicularia; Copelata; Oikopleuridae
Source: the annotation of a GenBank genome assembly